Solanum dulcamara is the source of this 1877-nucleotide messenger RNA. RefSeq lists its product as uncharacterized. The record is from RefSeq and is a predicted model, not a curated record. Lineage: Eukaryota; Viridiplantae; Streptophyta; Magnoliopsida; Solanales; Solanaceae. The transcript is spliced from 5 exons. Bases 251 to 1726 code for a protein of 491 amino acids.
UUUGCCAACCCCUCCAAUAACUAUUUGACCUCUCUAGUCCUUCACCUAGACCUUCCUAGAUAUUAUUCUCCUCUCUAUUUUCUCCCACAAUCUUGUUCCUAAAUUUCUCAAAACCCAACCUCAACUACCAUUUGUUUUUUCCUUCGAUUAAAAUAUUUCCUCCAUAAACAUUUAAUCUCUCCUCUUUCUUUAUUAUAUAUUUUCUUCCCCAAACUUUUCUUAAAAGCCCAUUUUUGAAGACUUAAAAGAAAUGCCCAUGGAACGUUCAAACUCAUCAGGAAGCACAAACUCUUCAUACUCAACAACAUCAAGAUCAUCAUCAACCUCAGUAGUUGUAUCAAUACAGUGCUUAAAAGGUAGCUCAAAAGGCGAUGAAUGGACAGGAGACAUGUUGAUAACGGGGGAUAUCGUGGAGGAGCUUCGAAUAGGGAACAUGAUUCUCCGAUCACCCUUCAAAAAUGGCAAAAAUGGUAUACAAAAGAUCAUGCAUAAUUCUUUUAAAGCUAAGGAAACUUUUAUUACUGUUCGUGUUAGACGUGGAUCUGAAUCUGAUGAUGAAUUAUUCACCGAAUUACAGGCAUGUAUCGUUCCGAAUGAGUUUGGCGGAAGAAAAAACUAUAUGCUUAGAGCUAUUGAUGAUCCUAAUUAUGCCGUCGGUUUUGUUGAUCGAACGGAGAUGGAGUGUUUGGAAUUGCAAGGUUCAAGGAAGUCAAGAAUGGUGGGAGCACUGACAAGGACUCCACUCCAAGAUGGAUAUGUGAGCUAUCCAUGGGAGAAGAGAAUGAAUGAGUUGCUAGCAGUUCCAAAGUCAAGCAGCUUUUACUCACUACUUCUCUUGCCAAAAGCCUCGGACAAAGUUUCAAUUCAUUAUAAUGAUUUAGAAGACACCCUUUCCAGAGCAAAUGCUUGGCUCAUUGCUUCUCAAGCCUCUGGAGUUCCCAUUGUUUUCAUGAAUAUCCAGACUGAGUCUCUACUUACGAAGAUAUCAGGGGAGACAGCUUCGUGCACUGUAAGUGCUGGAUCACUUUCUGAUUUAUCAAACCUAGCAAAUGCAAGUUUGUAUGGUUUUGAAGAUUACCAUGGAGUGGAUAUUGGUGUUGUCCGAGCAGUUCGUCUUUGGUUUUCUCCACUAGGAGGAGAGAUUCCUAUUGACAUUAAAAUCAAAGAAAAUGAUGUCAAACUUGGAUUUGCCAUCAGCAGAACAGAAGAGGGGUUUAUUCACAUAUCAUCAGUAAAUGAAGGUGAUGAGGAUGCACCUUCCUCAAGAUCAGGCCUUAGCAAUCUAUACAAAGAAGCAAUGAAAGAGUGCAAGCUUUUAGUUGUAUCAAGAAUAUCCAACCAAAAGGUACUUCCAUGGAUCGUUUCUCCAACGGGGGCAGUCAGAUGCUUUGACACUGUCUCUCUGAGUCAAAAACUGUCUUUGCAUCGACAUGCAAAGGUUCCCAUUCUUAUGCACGUGUUCCUUUGGGACCGUUCUGUCCCUGUGCCAAAUGGUGGUAACAUUAAUCGGUCGAGGACUAUUUCCCCGACCAUGCUACCACCGCUGGCACCUGAAGUUCGGUUGGCACGCCAACCGAAUGAUAAUCAGGUGAUGCCGUUGCCUCUAGAAGUUGAAUAUGAAAGAGGAAGUCACAGUGAUGAAUCAGAACUAAGGCAUGACAGGGACACUGCUGGGGAAUCUUCUUUUCGCUUCCAUGAUUUUUCUCUACCAAAUAAUUGGGUGUAAUUUUUUUUCUUUUAACGUUGUUUGAUGUACAUAAAGAUGACAAGUUUUACAACUAAGGGUGAUCAGUUUAAGGGGCAUUUGUAACAGCUUAUUCCGCUAUGGAGUUUCAAUCAUUAAACUUUAUAAAGUAAAAAAAGAGUUCUGCUGUUUA